Xyrichtys novacula (pearly razorfish) is the source of this 25642-nucleotide messenger RNA. The record is from the annotation of a GenBank genome assembly. Lineage: Eukaryota; Metazoa; Chordata; Actinopteri; Labriformes; Labridae.
AUGAGGACAAACGUGUGGAUUUACCAAGCUCUGGUGUGUGUUGUGGUCACUAUAAUGGACACAGGUAAGAAACGAGAAGCUUUUAUCUGAGAUCUGCUUUAACCACCUGCAGCAGCCACACAAAAUGCGGGUCCUGCUAAAAUAAAUGAAACAAGUUUUAAAAUUAGAGUAAAAAAAAAAACAUUUUUAUGUGUUUAAUCUGCUUUAAUCCGUCGGGACUUGUUUUAAACCUAUUGACAUAUUAAAGAUGCACUUUCCUGUUUAAAGUGUAUUUAAUGACUGUACAUGACGCAGAUGGGCAUUGAAUGAACUUGAUUACAAGCCUCAUCUUGUACUGUGGAUUUGGCGCUCUCUCUCAAAGUAAACACACUAAUAAUUGAGGUUUGUGAGAGAACAUACUUGAGGCUAUUUUUUAGGAGAGCCUGUCAACAAAUAAUUGUAGUAGUGACUUUAUUACAGUGCAUCUUUGGCUGUAAAAAACACAGAUCCUAAUUACAUAGCCUCACUAUAAAAUUCUUUCAUUUUGUUUUGUGAACUGAUUGAAUUAAAAGUUUCAUUAUCCUGAAUGAAGUCUGUGCCUCUCCAGCUGCCUAAAGGUACAAACUCCUGCCAAAGCGCACGUUUUGAAGUGCAUCUGCUGAUCUUACUACUUUGACAUUAAACCUUUUUAUAUGGGUCAUGGUGAUAGGAGCCCCAGAGACUCCUGCAUCUGUUGGACUGUUUUCUGGAGGCAGCGCACGUCUGCUUGUAACAUUGCAGCGCAUAAACGCAUCAACAACCGCCGGUUAUUGAAACAUUGCAGCGCAUUCAUUUAAAACGCAGAUUAUUUGUUAUUUCAAAGUGUGCCAGUUCACAUCCGCCCCGCUGACAUGUCACGGACUCAAGCACUGAAUCCGUAGUUACCACCUCCAAGGGUGCCGACCCUGACCUUUGACCUGCCCUGGAGUUGGGGAAAGUAAAAUGCUCUUGUGUCCCAGCAGAGAGAUAGAAAAGUGCGUGUGUGUCUGUGUAAGAGGGACUGAGGGUGGGGGGUGAAGGGGUAACAUCUGGUUGAGUCUGAGUCCACACUUUGCGCUCUCUGAAGCAGAUGUAAUGUCUGCUUAAUUCCCAGACAGAGCACACCUUUACCCCCCUACGGUCCUGUUGUUCGCUUAAUACCACCUUUUUCAAAUAAUGUAUUAAAAUGUAGUAUUAAAGCAUUUCCGCAAGACUUCAAUUCUUUUUCAGCUGACCCUGAAGUUCUUUGCUCAAGGGCACCGAAGUGGAAGUUUCAGAGGAAGGUGAGAGUUUCGGUCACUCGCCUUCCCUCGCUACAUUUUUCAAGCCAAACCACAGGUCUCAAACCUGUUCCUUGUAAGCUCCCCCUGUCUCUUUCCAUUAAAUCUCAUCUCUCUUAAAGCUGCCUAUCAAGCACAUUUUAUUGUAAUCUCCAACUUCAGCGAAAUGCCCAGGAUCUGGAGAUAGCAGGAGUCGGACGUCGAGGAGAGGAAGAGACUUAAGUGAAAUCUAAUUGAGUGGCCUGGCCAGACAUCAGGGCUGGAACAACACCGUGAUGAGUGCCAGAUGUGGUCCAACGGAGCCCAAACAUUAAUAACACGUUCUCCUCAAAAAACCAUUUUCAACCACGAGGACCCUCUAAACGCCGCACAGUUUACAAUAUCCUAAGUACACACACGACGUCCUGGUGUCGGAUCUUGGCGCAGGAGCGUGUAGCUGUAACUCAGUAGCAUAAGAUUUCCCCGUGUGAUUUAUAUCCCACUUGCCCCUAAUUACAAACGGAAAAGUAUUGUAACUAAACACAUAUUGCGCCUUAAGAUGUUUUUGUAGACCUCUGAAACAGCAUUUUCACCAUGGAGCCCCAUCGUGUUGAAGAACAGGCUCUUAUCUUUUCCACAAGGUAGAAAUGAUUGAUUCGUACAGCAGAGGAUUUUGACGUAAAUUAUGGUUUUGUCCUGCUUUCGAACCCUCUUUGGACACAUACACAUCAUGUCUUCUAAAUAAUACAUUUCUUUUGAUGCGCCCCUUCCAAAAAACUGUCUCUCAGCAGAUCCCCCUGAAUAGAUUAUUUCUUCGUAACUCUUCGAAACGUUGAAAGCUGGAGGCAUUUGACAAGUUCAGUAUGUUGUCUAGAGUGUGUUAGAUACCAAGAGCUGUACUGCCCUAAGAGCUGUCAUUAAAACAUCCCCUUUUACAUCCUCUUCAUUUCCCUUAAACACUAAAUUCUGCCCUUGUAGCCUAGAUUACAGAAACAGACUCACCGUGAGUGCAAUUAAACAGCAGGAGUUUGAAUAAGAAUUUCGUGACUGUUGAAGAGUCUUGAAUGCAAGAUACAGAAAAAACAUUUUGUGGGUAUCACAGAUGUGCAGUAAAUAUAUCGACUAAAGACGAAGACGAAGAAAGUAGUAAAAGAUGUUGACGAAAGUAUUUGUUCGGCUCUUUUUUUUAAAAUGUUGAAACAUGAGAUAUGCUUUCAUGAAUACCAAACCUCCAAAGGAGGCACUGGAGCGCAGCAGUCUGUUGGAUAGACAUCAUUCUGUUUUUUUGGCCGCCCUCGCGGUUCGGCAUCAACUCUUCAUUUGUCAGGCAACAUUUAAGCUAGGCUUUGAUCCUUGACACAAUUCAUAUUUGUUUUCUGACACUUUAACUGGUCUGCUACUUGGGUUCAGCCAGUACGUGCAAAGCUCAGUAUCACAAAAUGUUCUUACAAUUCAACCUUCCCAAACAGCCGCCAUUUUUUCGCACAGACGGGGCUUGGCGUGGGGAGCUCGGAUUUUGUUACGAUGCCACGUCAGGAAGUGAGAGGUUUACGAAAUGAGUCACCGAAGGGUCUCGGAUGUGUUGUAAUCGUUUCAUCACCUCCAGAUGAUGAGGUUUCUAGCUAAUGAUAAUGUAAGCUUGCUAAAAAAAAGAUUUGGAUGCCAAAACUGCUGGUAUUGAUUUAUGAGAUUUUGCACUUUUAAACCGUUUAAAAAGUUGGAUCAUGGCGGUGAGGUUCCCUUACAGGAAACGUUCGAGACUCAAGCUGUUAAACCUGUCCAGUGAUGUUUCAGUGUGACUUAGCACAGGGGAUACUAGCGUGUCAACAUGGAAAAAAUGAAGAAAAAUGUAGUUCGGAGAUGAUUUUAUUAACUGCUGGCCACCCAAUUGAUUUUAAGACAGCGAAAUCAUUUAAUCUUAACUGCCAAGACCCUGCAACCAGCAGUCAUGCCUCCUGCUGCUUUAAUAUUUAAACCACAAGGUGAAAACUCAGUGAAAUAUUUUAAUUGAUUUGACAACUUCAGCUUCAUUCCCAGCGCCUCGACAGCAGCAGUGAAGUGUUUGGCUAUGUCUUAGCAGUGUGUGACUAAUGUUUGAUGCUCUGUCAGUGGAGAAAUCCAUGUGUUUUACCAGACUUUCUUGUACGUAUAUUUGCCUCUUCAUGACAGAUGAAAUAACACUGUUACUUGAGAGUUUCAGUCGAACUGAACUGGGAGUUUUGACAUGAAAUGGUUUGUGCCCAACAACAUGCGUGCUUGGACGUCUUUUGUGUGGUUUCUUUGAAAGAGUGACACUCAAAGAUAAUUUAAAACUGUCUUCUUGGGGUGAGGACUCGGCAACAACGUCACGUAUUGAUUGAUAGUCGUCACCGAAUGGCCAAUUCAUAUACAUAGAGUUCCCACUAUAUGAGAUGGAUGGUUGACAUCAGUGUUAAACUUGAAAGCUUUUAAAUGAAACAAAAGUUAAGUGUUAUGUUGCCAAAUUUUGUUAUUUAGCACCACAUCGGGUAAGUCUACAUUUGAAUGACAUUCAUUCCCAAUCCCUGCCAACAACCUGUAGAUAGUCAUUCUUAUGUCUUGACCUUGUUCCUGCAGGAUUUUGCAGAAGGACUCAUCAGUCAUUACAGAAGUAUGAAAAGACUGAGCAUCACAUGCUGGUUUGUAGGGACUGUCCUCAGCGGACGAUGGUACGAAGCAGCCGGUCGCAGGAACACUGCGCCCGCAAGUGCAAGAAAGUCAAGAAAAACUUCAGCUGCAGGUGAGGAGCACUUUCCUUUUCUGUUUCUCCUGAUGUUCUCCUCUGAAAUUUCUUCAUGGCCAUGUUCCUUUCAUUCCUCUUUUCCUGGACAGAUGAAGUAUUUACAUAUUUUUGGUGUUUAUCAUGAGGUCAUCUCUCAACUACUUCCCGUGUGUCUCCACAGGGCUUUCAACUUUCAACGGCACAACAGGAAAUGCCACUUGCUUCCCUUUGACCGUUUCACCCACGGUGUUCAGAAGCAGGCCAAUGCCAACUUUACUUUGUAUGAAAGAAAAGGUAAAUACAUCUAAUUUUAGGCUCUUGAAGUUGACUUUUUGAACUCCUGUUUAUCUAACGAGAAGAUUCAGGUGCAGGGAGGGAUUUGCACGGGCAAAUAUUUUCGGGGGAUCACAGGUUGGGCUUCUUGCAUCUGGCUCCCGGGGUUUUUAAGGUCCUCAGGUUUCUGUUGACACAAUAAAAACAACCAGCCCCCUUCACCCCCUGCUGUUUAAUCAGUCAGCGCGGAGAGGCGCGUGCAUAAACAUGUAGCAGAUUUAAGUGGAGUGUAAACAAAAAAACUCAUUGUUUACAGACGGAGUGCAACAGCUUUUCUCCACUGCAGGCUGUGGAAUCUAGCACUUUAGAAUUUACUGCAAAAUUUACGGAAACUCCCCCCGGUGACAUUUAAUGAACUUCAGGGAGUUGUCUGUUUUGGGAAUAACACACAAGCCGGUACAUAAUAAAGCGAUGGCUGUAAAAACGACUUAUUGACCAUAGAUGGGAAAAUAUACUCCAGGUGGUUAGGCCGGAGAACACAAAUCAGCAUUUAAUUAACUUACUGCUGUGUAAAUUGGCACACAAGGAGUAUACAGGGACAGCUUGUGUUACAAAAAAGAAAAAAAAAACAUGAAUGGAUCUUUUUAAUUGUUUUUUAUGCCUCUGCUUUUACUUAGAUUACAUAAGGGAGUGUAUCAUCGGCACCAAAGACAACUACAGAGGCAGGAGGUCAUGGACCAAGUCAAACAUCACCUGCCAAGCUUGGUCAGAUAACAAUAUCAAUGAACACACGUAAGUCCUCCUUUCUCAAAGUUCUUUUUCUACCUUACACAAAUAAAAUUGCUUACUCAAUCUGUACAUAUUUGAAUGGCCAAAGCUUGUGAGCUGUGCAAGCACGCGACGUCCGGUUGGUUAUGCUUCCUUGUGCGCUUCUCCCAUUGGUUUCUCCAGUCCAAACUGGGUUCCAUACUAUCAAGCAAGUUCAACUUACUUCAGUAUCCUCUACUUAUCUGGCUUCACUAAUCCUGCGAGAAGAGAUCAUGCUAAAUGGUCCCACAAAGUCGGUUAGGGUCAUCCUAGAGUUACUGAGAGUGUGUUCACAAGAAUAGGGCAUUGUUCGACACAAUCAGAAACAGGAGUGAGUUAUCUAUCAGUACAUCUUCAUAGAUUUAAACCAUGAAGCAAACAGUUUUACUAAUAGACUAUGACAGAACAACAUAAUCCAGACUAAUAUCUUCACAGCUGCAUUUGCAAUCGUUGAUAGAGCUGACAGAUAAGAGAAAACGUCCGCAGUAAAUUUGCAAAAAAGGACUUGCAAAUAUCACUUUCCUAUCAUUGGUGCAGAAAGAUCAGACAAUAGUACCUCCCUUUUAUCCUCUAAACUUGUUGUUGCUCUGAUUUAUUCUUUGGCAUGUAUGACAGUUGUAGAGGUAUGUUUGCCACAGCUUUGAUGAUAUCCAGGGGAGCAAUAUGGAGACUAUAAAGUUGAAUACAGAAAUGUACUACAAAGAAAUAGGAACACUUAUUUUUAGUCUCUUGUUCUGAAGGUAUCAUGCCGCUGACACUUUAUGAAAUAGCCUUGAUAAGAGCAAAUCCUGCAUCCUGGUGCAGGCCCCUGGAAGUGUAAAUACCAACGUUUUACAUUUAUGAUACCACUUUGGGGAGGCUCUAACUUGGCCUGGUGCAGUAAAUACGUUAUAUUGAUACCAAACACUCAAAGACUGCCUGGUGUCCAUAAUCAAUUCCAAGUCUUGUAUCAGGACAUGCCCCGUAUCUGGCCUAAAACCGUCUCACGUGUGGCCAGUUUAAGCUGUGAGGUGCAGGAAGUGGAAAGUUUUAUUCAUCCAUCCCUGUCUCGUCAGGUUCCUCUAGAUUUGAACCAGCAGCCAUCAAAGCCUGCUUCUUUAAUCUUCAGUCUGCACCACCUUCCUGGAUGCUCCUUUGCUUUGUCUCUGUGUCUGAUAUUGAACAGACCUCGGCAGCUGAUUUAUUGAUGUUCACAUCAUCCUGCUGCACCUCAGGGGUUAAGGGACGGUGGAGGCUGGGAGGCGAGCGAAUGUUUAGCCAGAGUUAAGUCAGAUUUCUUUCAACACAUGCAGGGAUGUCCUCUCUGCAGAGGUUGUUUUUUUUCAUGCUGCACUGUAGGCCAUCAGGUGUAUCCCAGGAUUUUAUUUUUUUCUUCCAGAGGCUCCACGCUAGGAGAGAUCAGUGAAUUUUCUGAUGAUGGUUCUGUGCCAGGGUCUCAUUAGCGGGGCUCGUUAGUCACAAGAUAUUUUAACUGCAGCUCUGAAGGGGGUUUGAGAGACAGAGCUGUAAAAAUUUCAAGAAGUGUAGGGCGAAAAAUGGUCGGGAAGGUUGAAUGAAACAAAGGAAGAGCAAAGUUUUCUAGCUUGAAGACAUUUCUGUCUGUUUUCCAGCUGAGUUAAAAAAAAAAAUUAAAAAAGCCAUAAAAAAUUCCAGUAAUCCUCCUUAAUUAAAUCACUUUGCAUUGCUGGUCAUGGUCCUCUUUUUUUCCUCUCCCCCUCUUCUUCUUCUCUUUUAAGAAUUAGCGCUAGACAAUACUUUGUCAUUGUUUAUUUGACUCACAGUUUCAGUCCCAUACGGCAAAUGUAGCAUCCAUCCACAUCGCUCCAGCUGGUCGGCAACUUUUAACUUUCCAAGGGUCAGAGGGAGCUUUACUUAAGGGAGAUUUAGUGCCACUGCGAGGUUACCCAACAUGGGACCGUCCCGCUGUGUGAGAAUUACCGCCGUAAUGAACCACGCACUGUUUGAGUUUCAGGUAACUAUUAUUUUCAUGCUCGACUGAUCACCGUGGGGCAGGGGUGAUUUCUCAGGAGGUUCCCUUCCAGGAAUGGGACUUCCACCUGUUGUCUAUAUUUAGUGUUUGAACUGUGGUGAAAAGAGCUGUGGAUGGAUGUCCAGCCAAGUGUGGCGAAUGAAAUGGAAUGGAACAUUUCUGUACAUAUGAAUAAUAACAAAUACCGUAGGGGCCAUCUUUUAUUCUUCUACACAUUCAGGCAGGUGAGGCCGAUGAAAAAUGUCACACCGUUCUCAUACAUGCAUGUUAAAUCUGUUUUUUCCCCCAACAGCUGGUGAGCUUAGCCCAGCAGAAAGGGUGAAAUAGCAGGGGGAGGAACAAAGGUUUAAAGAGCAUAAAAUUAUUCUACUCCAAUGAAAGUAUGGUGACUUUAACGUCAUUUAUUUAAUCCUCCUGUAAGAGGUUCUUUGAUGUUUAUGAAGUAGACUUAAAUCCAUGUGAAAGCCUAAUUAUUAUCUACAAAAGGGAACAAGAUGAUUCGCAAUAUCUUAUAUCUUAAUUCAUAAUGUCUAAAUUUAGUGUGAGGGGGUAGGUGUCAAUAAAACAGCUGAAACAGCCCUGUUUUUACAAUUCAGUUCACAAUAACUCAAUAACUGAUACAUUUGGCCUUUAAGUGAAUAGGAUAUGCAAAACAUGAUUAGACUGUUUUGACCACAGGGGGUGCCAAACUUGACACAAACCAAAAGUUCCUCACAGGAGAUUUAAGCAGAUUAAGACUACCUGUCUGCAGAUCUAAUUAAUCCAUUGUUGUGGGAGUGGUGGGCUGCGUUCCAGUUACCUUAGAAGUCGGAUGUCAGAGUCGGGAAUGAUGUUACACCCGAGUUGAGGGCGUUUUACUGGCGUUCCAGUAAAAAAAUCAGAAAACCAAGAUGGACACCUAGUGUUAGCUGUUGUCAGUUGUUGUUAGCGUUUGUCAGCGUUUGUUAGUCAUUGGGCAGUACAACAUAUACCACUUGUUUAAUUUCACUAAAACAAAACAAAGAUGCUAAUAAAUAAUAUGGCUGUGAAACGUCACCGUUUGUCGGGUUAGGGUUAGGGUUAGGAGAUUCAGAAGUGUGAUAAUGUUCUGUUCAAUGUACAGAGCCGACAGCCCGUGUUAAACCUGAGUGUGUGAUUACAUUUCCAGCUUUUCUAGCCAAUCAGAGGCAAAGGAGGCGGGACUUUUCCCUAUCAUCCUACAUAAAAAUAUAUUGCAGCCCGGAGAUGUUAGCUGCCGCUGGGGCUACCGGAGAUGUAAGCUUAUUCUUUAAAAAUAAUAUUCUGGUCUUUGAUCGGCUCCCUCGCAACAUUCUGGAUGCUCUCUCUGAUCAUGCAGUGAGGAAACAGGAGAAAAUGGAUUCAAACUCCAUGCUACUCUUAACACUACAUCCACCACCACUCACACAAUGUGUAAGUCUGGCAAGACGAUUCCUGCACGCUGAAGUCCUGGCUGGCUCUGCAGAGAGGAUUAACCAAAAUCAAGGACUUAGCAGGUUAAAAUGAAAAGAAAUUGCUGCAGUGCAAUACAAUUUUUAUGAUGAGUUUCUUCAAAUACGCUUAUUCCAAGGAACUUAUAGAAAAAAUUUAGCUUGAAAUGUUUAGUAACAAAAUUUAUACUUGGUCAAAUGUAUCCAUGUAACUUCAAUUAGGUGUAAUAGAUAUUCUGACGUGAAAUUAGAGAAACUCACUUGCUUAGAUUUGAGGGUUUUUUUUUUCAGUAUAGACAUCCAUUCAGCAGGUUUGAGUUGAAUAAAUCUGUACACUUUUAGAUGAUCUUAUACUGAUUUGGCCAAAUGUAGUGAAGUACAAAAAUAAUGAGGUAAAAGUAAAUGUACUUUUUUAAAAAAGCUCUUCAGUCAGGAACAAACACACACAAAAACCUUUUUAGCUCCAGUAGCACAAGUAAAUAUACUUUCUUCCCUGAAUGCCAGCAUAACUUGACUGAUAGCAUUGAUUUAGUGAAUCAGCUUGGUGUUUUGUUACCUUUAGAGGGAACCAGACUGGUUUUCUACUGUUUCUUCACACAGCAAAAUGAAGCUAGUCAUAUCCCAGCAAUGUUUUCAUAUUUAGCUAUCAGAAAACGAAGCUCUCCACAUCCCUCUUGGCAAGAAAGUAAACAAGCAUAUGUUCAAAAUUUUAAAACAAUUGCUCCCACUUCAGCAUCCUUCAUCCAAAAAUCAUUAUUAUGCCUUAAGACUAAUUAAGUUCCUGCGUGCUUGCUUUAAUCUGCUAAUAAUUUUUUCGUGUGGAUGCACAGCAGUGAUGCAUGACCGUGUUUGUUCCAUAAUCUCCAGGUGCAAGAUGCUUGACAUUUUACAGCAGUUACUUCAACUCUAAGUUUCAACUUCUGUGAUAUCCAAAAUCUGGCCAAUAUGUUUUUUCGCCGACCCAGGGAGCGGAGCAUGUGUGCACAGUGUCUGCCUGCACUCCGAUGGGAACAGGCUUUGGCAAGGAGAUGAAUAACUGGCCAACAUCUGUUAGUGCAACAUCAUUAUUGCUAACUCGCUCCCAUGCCGCGGCCUUUUUACGGACUCUGACCAGAUGCAACUUUUAUUUUAAGUGAAAAACCUUGUAAUGCCAUUUAUAAAUUAAGGAUACUGUACGAUGUUCGAGACUUGGUAUGCCGAGCAGCAGAUGUGUGCUUCAGCGAAAAAGAGAGUUAAUGUCUUUUUUUGUUGUGUCACAGUGAGGUGUUGCUGUUUAUCUUAACGGAGUCCUGUUUUUUCCAAAGGUGGGACUAUGAUAUGUAGCCUCCUAUUGGUUUGUUCUUUUUCUGCAAAGUCAGAUGCCUGAGAUGUGUUCUACUUUGGGGUGAAUGAUGAUGUGCAUUAGUGUACAGGCCUAAAGUAAGCCCAAGGGCACAGAGGGGAGAGCGGAGCAGACUCCCCCAGGAAAAGAGUCAUUGUCUGGGGUCGAGUUGCUGAAGGGGAGUGAACUCUGGUUCUUUUUGCCGCUGUUUUUCGUACUUCUAUUUCAUCAAUAAAACACAAAUCUUUUCUCCUUUUUUCCUUUUAACUCUGAGCCAGCUUUUCCUGAUAGGAGCUGCCUCUUCACUUGUUUCUUUCCUCCUUCCACGCCCUCUGCUUUCUCUUCUGUCUUCUGUCUCUGACUCCUUGGGUGGGAGGUGGAAUGUGGUCAGCAUGGAUCACAGGGGUGCUGACAUGCCAGCUUUUCAUCAUCCUUCCCCCAGCAAAAGAUGAAUUUCACACACUGUCCAUUUAGUGUGGGGCUCCCAUGGCGCCCCCCCCUAUUGUUACAUUCCAUAUGUUUGUACUCGCCAGGUUCUUUUUCUUAUAGUCGCUUGUUCACGCUGAUGUGAUGCAACCCUUGACAGAGAGGGAUUGGGUUUAAAAGUGUUCAAAGUUUGCCAGAAAACGACCUGCUUGGGUUGCUCCCAGUGGUGUAUAGCAUUGUUCUGUGCUGUUGGUGGUUACUGUGCUGUGACAGAGUCUGGCCGUGUCAUACAUGAGGGAGCUGGGAUAUGGUAGGAGUCAGUAAGGCGAUCAUGCAAAAGGUGCAAACCUAGAGAGCAGAAGUGUAUUAAUGACAUACUUUGCAUACAGUUUCUUUGAAUGGUCAUUCUGGGAUUUCAAAUGUAAUCUACUGGAGCAACCUUUUCUCAGAAUGGAGCCCAUAUCUGAAUAUAAAUGCCUUUUGAAUGAGUUUGGCUUGUUACUGAGAGCGCUAGCAGGCAGGUACAGCGCUGUAUACAGAACAGAGGCAGCCAAGUGUGCAAGUACUCCCUAAAAUUUAUUUAUACAGCUUACAGUAUCAGCUAACACUUUCAAUAAUGUGUGUCCACUCCCCUGUAGGUUUUAUCCUGAUAGGUACCCGGUGCAAGACCUGAGGGAGAACUUCUGUCGGAAUCCUAACAACGAUCCUGGUGGUCCGUGGUGCUACACCACUGACCCUAAUGUAAGGGCUGAGGAGUGUGGCAUACCGAAGUGCUCUGAGGGUAAGACUCUCCCAAAUGUCAUUCUUAAGUUAUAAUAUUGUGCUCAUAUAUAACUCAGACAAAAACGAUUUACCAAUUUUUCCCUCUUAAUAUUGACCCUUUGCUUGAUACUGAAGCUUACACCAUCAAAUCCUAGGCCUAAAACAAGCUCAAUUCUGACUGGUGGACUUUUUUAGCCAGAUGAAAACAAUAGAAAACCACACUCCUAAACCCUCAGCUUGUUUCUAAAUUAACACAAGAUACUCGUGCCCUCAUGGAGAGGUUAAGAGCUCAGUGAGGACCUCCUACUGUGCCCCCAUCCCAGUGCUUUUACUCCACUAAUCAGUGACAUUGUCCAUCAAAUAGCACUCAGUGGCCACUACAACCAAAACAGCAUUGCCACAAUCAAAAGAGCCAGACUCUUUUUGAUAAUGCUAAUACCUACCUUAACCCAAGCCCCUCUUAGUCUCCACACUCUAACCACAGAAGUGCAAGGGCAGUGACGGCUCAACAGUUUGCCCCAGCGUCCCAAAACCAUGACAGAAGAAAGGAGAGAUAAAAACAGAGAACAGAGAGGGGUUUAAAGAGGUAUUUUACCAAGAGUGCAGCAAAUGUGUAGCUAGAGCAAGAAGCUGCUUUGGGGAAGAGCUAGGAUGCUAGGUUAGGCUGCAUGCUCUACCUCCCCCUACACUCGAUUUUUAUUACCAAAGAAAGGACAGGAAAACAGAGAACAAAGUUUGUCAUUUAAGAAAGAGAGGAGCAAAGGGUGAAAACUGAGAAAGAAGUCUGGUGUGACUUGUUCUGAGCUGAGUAAAGGUAGGGCCUGCAGUAGAGGCCUGAUUGAGAAAGGGCUUAUCAUGUCAGGUUGUGCCGCAUGCUCCGCCUCCCUAAUCGUCAUGGUAGUGGGUGGAAAGAAGAGAGAACGAUCAGAGAAAGAAGUCUGUAGAGAUCUGCCAUAAAGAGGACAGGGAAGACAGAGUCAGAAGCCUGUUGGACAACAGUUCAGCCCAAAAGAUAGUCCUGCAUGCUUUACCUUCCCCUGUGACCAAUUUUUAUUAUCAAAGAAAGGACAGAAAAAAUAGAAAACAAAGUUUGUAAAGACAUGUUAGAAAGAGGAAAGGGAAGUCAGAACCAAAGUCUGUAUGGUAAGCAUUCAACCCACCAGGUCAUGCUAUAUGCUCUACCUCCCCGUACAUAUACAUAUCAUUUAAAAAAGAGGAGCAAAGGGCGAAAACUGAGAAAGAAGCCUGGCAUGACUUGUUAUAAGCUGAGGAAAGGUAGGGCCUGGAGUAGAGCCCUGAUUGGGAGAGGGCUUAUCAUGUCAGGUUGUGCUGCAUGCUCUACCUCCCCAGUUGUCAUGAUAGAGGGUGGAGAGAAGAGAGAACUAUCAGAGAAAGAAGUCUGUUGAGAUGUGCUAGAAAGCAGACAGGGAAGACAGAGUCAGAAGCCUGUUGGGCAAGAGUUUUGCCCAAAAGAUAAUCCUGCAUGCUCUACCUCACCUAUCAUUUCUAUUUUCAUGAAGGAAAAGAGGAGAGGUGAGAAAAAAAUAGAUGAGCGUGUUUUGAAAGACUUAAGUAAAGUUGGGGAAGGCAGAUCCUGGAUGGGCAAUCUGUAUAGAUUUCAGCUAACGCCCACCAGGUUAUGCUGUAUGCUCUACCUCCCUCUUCUCCUAGAUCUCAUUGUGGAAAGAAAAGAGAUAGGAGAGAGAGAAUGGAGGAUCAAUUCCUUAUAGACAUGCUAGAAAGAGUACAGGUAAGGCAGGAUCAAGGAGGGAAGCUGGUUUAGGCUGGAGCUUACCCUGCUAGGAAAGGCUUUUUGCUCUACCUCCCCAUAUUCCCCUUGUUUCAUGAGAGAAGUAAAAACAGGGGGAAGAGCUUUCGUGGGAAAGGGGGUACCCUAUUACCCAAUCCAAAGCCCAUUGUUAGAAGUCUUGGUGCUGUCCUCGACACUUAUCUCAAUCCAGAUUUAUUAAAGUUAAAUUACAAUUACUUCAAAAGAUGGUCCAGUCCUGUUUUUAUGAGUCCAAAAAUCAAAUUAUUUGUGCUGUUUACUGUUUGGGGUAGGGUUGUCCAAGUUACAAGUUCUGUCUAUGUUUAUCAAUUAUGUUAGGAAAGCUCUGAUUACUAUUGUUUUGUUCUUGUUGGCAGAGGUCUGUAUGACAUGUAAUGGGGAAAAUUACCAGGGCAAAGUGGACCAUACAGAGAGUGGUAAAGAGUGCCAGCGAUGGGACUCCACAAGGCCUCACAAACACCACUUCCAGCCCAAAAAGUAAGCUGCAAAGCUCAUAAUUACUUUACAAUAACCUUUCUCAUGAACACACCCAUGACAGAUGCUUAAAGAAAUUACACUAAUACUCAUGGGACAGAGACCUCACCAGUUGUUACGACUUAUUUCCCCCUCUUAUUUUUUUCCCUCCCUUUUGUCUUCUCGGUGCUCUCUCCCAGGUAUCGGGACAAAGAUUUAAAGGACAACUACUGUCGUAACCCUGAUAACCGUCUUCGUCCCUGGUGCUACACCAUGGAUCCCAAAACUCUGUGGGAGUACUGCAGCAUCAGGGUGUGUGGUAAUGGUAAGAGCCUAUUUGUUGAUGCACUCCAAAUCUAGGGAUUGGGUUUUGUGGACGGUCUUUGACAAAUCUAUAGAAGAGCAAAUUAUUGUUUGAUAAUGGCUUCAUGGCUCUGUUUGUAUUUUUCUUCAUAUUUAGUACCUGUACAAGCCCAAAACAUCAUGCACCGUACAGUUAUGAAUCCAUGCAAAGAUUCCUGGCUUGUUUGUUUUUUUUUAAAGAAAGUGGUUGGGUACUACCAGCUAGUGGUUUGAAGGCGCAAGGGGGUAAGUUACAUUUAGGACUUUGGUGGUUUGGGGUUAGCUGCAGCGAGCUGAGGGAAAAAAGCCCCUUUUCUCUCCUGCAGAGUCUCAUAAAUCUUUUGUUUACCCGGCUGGGUGUUUCAUGUGGUGUUCAGCUUCAAAUCCCUGUACCUCAACAAGGAAGGAUAAAUAGGUUGUUUAAAAAGGGGAGGGGAUCAGACUUGAGAGCCUGAAGUGUUUUACAGAGACCACUGACAGAUGACAAGGGACAGUACAAAUAGGGAGUCACAAUGGCGGCUACUAUACAGACAUUCUGAUAGCUGUUUCAGUGGUGGAGAGAAAAUCAUUAUAUAUACAAACAAGUGACGAAUUAAAGAGACAAUAGCGAGGAAAACAUCAUGGAUGCAGAUGCUGCCAUACCACGCACAAAGGACGCCCGAGUGGUUUCAUGAUUUGGAAAAUGAUGUGAAUCAUAUGUUGCUCUUCUCAGUCACAAGAUCUCAAUCAAAUUGAAAACCUAUGGCAGGCCUUGAGGAUUGACAACAUUCCCGCUUAAACAUCAUCAGAACACUGAAGCUGUUUCUGAAGUCACCUAUUACUCACUGUAUAGUGCUCCACAAAGGGAAUGUGCGGUCUUGUGGGGAUUUUUACUGAAUUCAAGCUGUUAAAAUGUAUUAUUUUUCAUUUUGUAACUGUUUUUUAAAGAUGAUGACAGGCAAGAGGGAGAACGGAGGGAGUUUGUUUGGAGUGUGCUCCUGGUUUGCUUUUUGGUGACAGGCAUGACACCAUCGUUUGUAUGCAUGAGAUAAGUAACUGGUACAGUUUAUGGUUGCAUUAUUUGACAUUUUCUUAUUAUACUUUAUUGUUUAUAAAAAUGAGCUCCUAAUGAUAGCUGUUUUGUAUGACCGAUCCAGUCUGACGUUAAUCUUCAUGUUUUUAUUUUGUAUCAGCAGCAAUUCUGAUGUGCUGACUGUUUAGUCUUCUGCAAAGAGAGAGUAGGGAGUAGUAAAUAAAGUAAGUAUAUGUUUUUGGGCCAAGCCAACAUGCAGGGAGAAUGAUUGAUAAUCCUCCAGUACAGACGUGUACCAUCACAGCUGAAUUGCGUUGAAAGUGGGAGUUUCAGAAGCCUGAGGCAGGGCGAGCACACCUCCCUUUCUACGCAUGUGUGCACAGGGAGAGCAGCAGCAAAGAGAUCGGUGAAUAGAACAGAUACGGCUCUGAUCAAAUCGGACUGAGGAUGUAAAAGUGAGGAGCUGCGGUGGACGCGGUUUGUGGAGGAGGCCGGGGGAAAUAGGACAAGCCAAAGCAGCUUAAACAGAGCACCCAUUUUGACUGUUGCCAAUUGGAGGGUAAUUAGCUGUCGGCUGAUGUUUACUGGCAGUAAGAUCAGCUGAUGAACUGUGGGCUUAGUUGAAUUUUGUGGCCUGCCUGAACUGAUAUGAUGCUCAGUUUAAACAGGCCGUUGCUGCAGUGAGUUGUCAGCCUGAUAGAUUGUUUGCAUCCGACCAGAACAGCCAGCGAAUUGUGUUCCCUUUGAAAAGUCACUGAUGAGUUUGAUUUUGUUUUAAUAAUAGGGUGGAUUUGGAAAAUGAUUGGACUUGGCCUUGUUUUUAUUCUAUCUUUCUUUUUCUCUCUGUUUGUGUAAGGGGUGUGACAUGCAAUGUGCAACAUGAUGGGUUGUAUAUGUCGUACUGGGAUGUUUAGACACCGAUCUGAGCUGAUGUUCUGUUCGGAUUAGCCUCACUGCUGUUUAACCAAGAAUAUCCUGCUGACGGAACAGCCGAAUUCAGCACCUAAAAUGGAUUUUCCUUUGUUUUGGCACCAGUCUUUUAAUAGCACAGAGAGGAAUAAUCAGCUCUCUGGAAAUGAAUCCACCAUUAAAAGGAACCAAGUUUGGUACAUUUGAUUUACAGCUGUGCAAAUGGAUAUCGACACGGCUUCUUGACUGAUUUAUUCUCAAGGCCUGAGUGCUUUUGUAUCAAGUUAUUGGUCUUUUUUCUGAGGAACCCAGAGUCAACUGUAACCGAAAUUUACUUUCUGCUGCUCAAAAAAUUGUAAAAGUUUAAAAGAGGCCAAACACCCCAAUUUUGGGGUCUAGGGUUUAGAUUGCUUUUGGAUCCUAAAGCAACAAAAUUAGCUGUGCAAAAACAUUGUAUAUGUGGAUUUAACUGUAUCUUUCCUCAUUGUUUUAGACCUUUUAUUGUUGAAUAUGAUAAGAAUUAGUCCAUAAUGAAAGAAUCCCUCAGAUAUUUGAUGUGGUACUGUAUGUCCAUAUAUUCAGAAAGAUAAAAGACAUUUCACUUCAGCCAUUUCAUGUUGGCAGAGUUUCACAGUAGUUGCUUAGGUAACUUUUGGCCUUUAAAUGCAACAAAAAAGACAGGAGGUAAAAAAAAGAGGUUAUUCUAAAGGUGAAUAUGUUCGUUUUUUUCUUUGAAAGCGCAAUGAAAUAUCCCCUGUGCGCAGCCACAAACACACAGAUCAUCUCUCUUUGUCUCUGUCAGACACAUACACACAUGUAGUGAAGAGUACAUGUUAUGAUUUACAGCGAGGGUGGAGGAUCUGCAUUUGUCCAGAUGUGUGCAUCCCUCAAUGCCUGCCCUCAGAAAGAUAAAAACCACUGACCUGUACUACACAGUGCACACAGACACUGGCAUGCAUUACAUCAAGCCAAAGAAUCUCUCUUUUCCAUCCGCCUUCUCAUUUCUGCUUCAAAACAUUCCCUUUCCUCCUCCAUCUUCUCCCAUCUCAUUUGUCAAAGGCUAAAGAAACAGAGACAGAAAUCCGGAGGGGAGAAGUCGCUCCCUACGUUCUGCAAUCCCCGCUCUGCUGAAAAGCAGAAUUCCUUCUCAAGAUGUUUGGAAUAGUUUUCCGGUGGAUAAAGUUGCCCCAGCCAGAUCGGGUUGGAUGUGAUAUCUUUGGUUUGGCCGGGAUAAACAAAUUCACCAGAAACAAGUUUAAAUGUUGUGGCAUUAAGGUAUUCCUAAACAAGAUUAGAUUUCAGGGUUUUUUUUAAAGGCAACCUGUGACAUUGUGUGCCGUCAGCAAGUUAAAUAACAGCUUAUUAUUUUGUUGUGGAUGUCCCUGCGUGAAAGAAUGUGGGGCACCAGUGUUAUGAAUACACUGAAAGUUUCCUAUCGGAGUGGAGACGAGGGGGGAGAGCUACUGUUUUUGAUCAUCUGUCUCUAGGUUAAACAUGACACAUUCUUCAGGGGAUUAAUAUCUCCCUCCUUCUCUCGCUCUCUCCCUUUGACCUGCCUUUGGUUUACAUCUCACUCACUUCACCCAAAGAUUUUAAUUUCACGAUUACACUCUGACAGAAAAUUUCUGUCGUCUUUUUUUUCUCUGCUAGAUUCUGACUCAAGCGAGCACACAGAUGUGAAUGUAACAACAUCCUGUGUCCAAGGAAAGGGCACAGAUUACCGCGGCACCAUGAAUGUGACUCCAGAGGGUGUGACAUGUCAGCGCUGGGACUCCCAGUUCCCCCAUAACCACUCAUUUCUCCCUCAGAACUUCAAAUGCAAGUGAGUCACCCUUCUUUCAUGGUCCCUGACAGCUUGGAUUGGAUUCUAUCUGCUGUGUGAUUUGUUCAUUUUGUGCUGGUGUUUGUUGAAGUGCCAAAAGGCAAGGGAUGAAAGCCAAACUUUAGCAAUUCUACUCUUGCUCUUAUUAAAAAAAAUCAUUCAUCGGCAUUAACAUUUAAAUUGUAGUAUGUGUUUGUGUUACAGAGACCUCAAGGAGAACUAUUGCCGUAACCCUGAUGGUGCGGAUUACCCAUGGUGCUUCACAACAGACCCUAAUCAGAGGAUAGCCAACUGCACCCAAAUCCCCAGGUGUGAUGCUGACGCCAUACAAAAAAUAGGUAAAAUACUAAACAGUCUUGAACUUUUAAAAUGAGAGAAACUCUAACAUUUUCAUAUCUUUAUGGCAAACAUGUCACCAGAUAGCUAGCAGUUUGCUAACUUGAUCCAGAAAAAGUGUUUUUAUUGUGAAAUAUGAUUGAAAAGGAGAACCGCUAAUGCCUUUAAGUACAUGUCAUGUUUUUGUAAAGUGGAUUUACACAGACACUUUCUAUAUCGCUCCCAUAGGAGCGAGCCUCUUGGCAGCAUGGUGCCCGAUGAAUUCCAUUUCAUGAAAGUGCUUGCUAUCAUUUCCCAUGAUUCCCUGUUUUACGUUUGCUGUAGGACCACACAUGUCAAACUGCAGCCAGACUGUUGGUUCCUAUAGUCGGUCUUCUGAGUCUGUUAAAAAACAGACAUUGUAAGGUUUCAUUUUUCCGUUACGUUUGAGAACCGCCAGUUACACAGAGGCCCUGCACACUAAAUUGCUCCAAACCACAGAGGAAAAUUGAAGAUUUUAACUUAAUUUUGUUUUGUUCGCAUCAAUGAAAAAGACUGCCACCGCCAAAUCAAACACUGUUCUGCUAGUUUCUCCGCUUACUGACUGCAUAACAAUAUUUGGAAAAACUGCUUGUUUCAAUAUUAGAUGUAUGACCAGUACUUUUUUAAUACAACUUCAUCAUGUUCCUCCUCAGACUGUUAUGAAGACAAUGGGGAAGCGUAUCGGGGCACUUUAUCCAUAACGAGAUCAGGGAUUCCGUGUGCAGAAUGGUCACAUCACAUAAACAGGUAAGAAUAUCAUCCUGCCAAUACAGAAUUUGUUGUCUGGCUUAUUUUGGAACCACCCAGUCAGGCUUGUGAAGUAUCGAGAAACACUGGAGGUGUUUUCUAGCAAGUCUGACAUUCUUUUCAGCUUAGCUGAUGAGUGUUUGUUGACAAUUUAGCUCCCAUUGCCCUGUGAAAAUCCUUUUCAAAUGAUUGAAGUUAAGCAGUGAAAACAAACAGCAAGAGGAAAUCAGGGAUUCCACAGAGGUCAAUACCAGGCCCAAUUAUUAUUCAUCUAACUGACGAGAGGAAACCAUGGGGUGUGCUCCAAGUAACCCAACCUGACGAAAAGGUUGUCCACUCUUCAGCUUUUGCCUUAUGCUUAAGUCAGACUGUUGGAAUUACUUAAUUUACAGGAAUUUUAAAAGCCAAAAUGGCACAGACAGAUGGACAUGUUCCAGAGCCGACCCCUGACCCCAGGAAGUGCUUUCUGAGGAAAGCAGAUCAAAGCCAAUCAGCUCCCUUGCGUAGACUGCAGCCAGCGAGUCUACCCUGCUCAAGGCCAAGGGUCAUCCCAGGAAAAACUGCUGAAGGCUACAGCUUGUUUAACAAUCUCCUGGGAAGUGGAAUUAUCUUCACCCCUUGACAAAUUGUUGCCCAUCGCUUUGCAUUAUUUUUCCGUGUGUGUGUUCCAACUUCGACGAAGAAGUCACUUUGUGUUAUAGUCUACGUUUUUGGAGAUUACAUUCAACUUUCACAGAGUCAAAAGGAGGGUAACAAAAAGUGACACAAUUAGAUGUGAAUUCCUAAACAUCUAGAGCAGAGCCAAGUCUCUUUGUAGAGGAUGUGGCUCCUGCUGGUCUGAGCCCUACUGAUUGCUUAGAGCACAUACUUUUAUACUCCCAUGAGCACUCUUCGCAAAACUCUGUUUCCUUCUACGGGCUCUGUGUAGCAAAUGCAUUAGAUUCUUUACACUAUAGAAAACCCAGAGUUCAACUUUAACAGGCGUAGCGCGGCUCCUAACAUUGUGUAUGUGGUGCUUGUGCUUGAGAGUGUGUGUGCAGCUCAGUGUUUGCACAUGCUUGUGUGUUUGUAGAGUGUACGAGUGUGUAUGAAUCUUUAUGGGAUGUGGCCCAGUGUUAGUUCUUAAACACUGUGCCGGAAUAACAAAUGGAAUAUGAGAAUGUGUAUUUGUGUGUUUUACAGUGGGGAUUCUCACUCUACAGAAUCACAUGUAGGGCUGGAGAAGAACUACUGCCGGAACCCAGACCGGGACAAACAUGGCCCCUGGUGUUACACCAAUCCAAAUAAUCGUUUGGUCUGGGACUACUGCAAGCUGAAGCACUGUGAGUGGACGAAAUAACCUUGUCUCUUCUUUUGUCUGUAUUUGUUUUUCUGUGUAACAUCAGCCAUAAAGAUAGCAGUUGAUUGCAGAGUUUUUAUCCCGCAGACUUUAAAAUGGUAUCUGCUUCUUUAAGCAUAGCUACAAAGAGGCUUACCUGUCUGUUGAGGUAAAGUCAGAAGUAGCUUCUAGCCGGAGGGAGGAAGGUUUUAAUUGACAAAGUUGAUCUAUAUCGUGAAUGAAAGGCUACAAAAGAUGAAACAUUGCCUUUACAAGCAGCAAACAGGUUGCACACAUUUCUUGCUUUUGGAUUUAAUUCCGGUGGUGACAGUUUGAUUCAAACAGAAAACACGAGCCUUUCCUGAAGCAUGUGCGGAACAUUAAUUGCUGCCAACACAGAUGCGGUUGAUACUAAUGUGCUUACAUAAAUGUGCAGCUGCGGGAAGCAGGAGCAAGAGGGUUACAGAGAAAAGGUUGCAGACUGUUGAUUGAGUGUAAUCACACCUGGGGGGACUUGGCUGAUCAUCGCAAAAUGCAGAUGUGAGCUGUAGGUCUAAGGAAAUUUCUAGAACUGGCACCAUCAAAACAUAUCAAAUAGGUCUUUUCAUAUUCAGUGGUGGGUUUACUUUCUUUUAAAUGUGUGAUGAAAACAAGCACUACUUAUGGCUUUGGAAUAGUAGGCAGGCAAGUGUGGUCAGCGGCAGGAGAUUAAUAAACAAACUGGGGAGUAACUAAAGGUGUUUGUUGCGUCUAAUCGUCCCCAUAAAGUUUUAUUAUGUUUAAAUUUUUUUAACAGCAUGCAAAGUGUUGAAUGAAGAGAUUUUCGAGGUCGAGCGGGGACAAUUUAGUGGUGAUCAUUACAGAUCAGAGAGACCGUAAUAGUUGUGGGGUGCAGUACAUUCUAACAACACAAGCGAUUAAGUUUUGCAGCCUUGGUUGACUUCAACCAAAAUGUCUUUCUUUAAACAGCUUGGCUGGUGGCUUAUGUAAUGUGUUAGCCAUGCUUUUGUCCAAUGCUCAAACAGCAAACAGAUGCAGAUCUCUACUGACAUCCUUCCAUUUGAGAAAGUACACCCACAAACGGCUGGACCCAACAUUUUCUUUGGCUGUUUUCAAUCUGGCUGCAUUAAAAAGCCCCUUUCAAAUGGUUGCAAAAUAAUUUCCAUAAUAUAAAACAUGUCUGCCAUGAAGUUUUUGGGGUCUAGAGCAAAUUUAUUUGCUGCAGUUGCUGACUGUUAUGGCCACAAGCGAUGAUUCGGGUUGAGAGAUAAGGCUUUAUGAAGUGAGGAGGGGUUUCCUUUGCGAUGAGAUUUAAUGCCUUGUGUGUCAAGUGCCCUGAAUUAUAACCGUCUGGUCUCAUUUUACACUUGUGCCUUUCUUUACUUCUACCAGGUGAAUCAGAUCCAGUGGCUCUUCAAGUCAACCAAAGUGAGUAUAGCUUUUUCUUAUUUAGCUUUCAUGUCUAAUCUUCACUCUGGUUCCUUUUCCUUUUGCUCAAACCAUGACUAAACAAAUCAUAUUUCAUCAAUGCCUUUUGAGGUUUUCCAAACAUCUCUCAUUGAUAUGUAAAUUUCACAAAUGCCUCACAUGCAAAGUAAAACAUGUCUUCUUGUUUAGCUGUCACUAGACCCAAGAUAUCGUGCUUUGUGCACAUAAACACCAGGAUUGUUGGAGGACACCAAGUGCGAGGUACAGACGGCAGCUGGGUUGUUAGCAUCCAAAGAGAGUAGGUUAUUUUGCGUCUGUGAACAAACAUACACAUUUCAUGCUUUUAUUCAGACAGUAUUCAUGCUUAAUUGUGAUUUUGUCUCCUAACCUUUCCACAGGAAGGUUCAUCUGUGUGGGGGUUCAUUGAUCAGAGAAAACUGGGUUUUGACGGACCAGCAGUGCUUCACUUCUUGGUAAUUUACCCUUUUAAAUCUGAUGCUUUCCCAUAAAAGGCUCAUUUAUGCACGAUGUUUAGAUGAGUAUGGAUACAGAUGGAGUCUGCAUUCAUCUCCAUAUUUCGGAAUCUCUUCAGAAAAGCACACAGUUCCAUGUGUCCCGCUAAAAAUCAUGGGAACAUUGUAGAGCAGUGUAGCCAACAGUACAAGCCAAACCAGCAGAACACAACGGGACAGAUUUUGAGAAAACAUUGUGCAAUUUGAUUGGAAACAUGAAACAUAACAAUCAAUUUGUUAUUAUUAAUUGUGAUUAAUUUUUGAACUUUAUAAGUCAAUUGGAAACAAGAAAAUUUCUCAUCUCAUUUGAAAUUCUGUCAUUUUGACGGCAUGUAGCAAUUCUUGGCAGAGUCCUGACCUGGGGAUCAAAUUAAUGCAAUGGAACAUACUCAGUGAUCUUGACUUUUAGAUCUAUUAUUUUAAUCAUGUUGCACUGCUGUACCAAUGUGGUUUGAAACCAUGACUUUUGAAACAGCAUCCAAGUGCUUUUGCUCUGGCAAGAAAGUGUUUAUCCUUAUUUUCAUAGAUAACACAGUUACACACUAAGAAACAUGCAGGACUUAUACUGAUCCUUAACCUGCUUUAGUCAAGCGACAUUAGUAGACAGUGUAACGGCUAAAGUAGCUUAAAAGGGGGAAAGUAACAGGCUACAAAAACAUCUGAUUUUGGACUCUAAUCACAUCCUGAUUAAGUGGUUAGAGUUGAUGUCCCUUAUAAACAUAAUUAUGGUGUUACCUUGCUGGGACCACAAACUUUAAUAGAAGAGACGGGCGGGGACAUUUAGGCAACUCAAUGUCAGAUGGAUGGCAGUGAACUUGAAGUAAAGUGGCGCCCUCUUGUGGAUGCUCAUCUAUCACAUUGUAAAGGACACAAGGGACUGUGUUGACGGUGAUGGAUAUAUUGUUUAAAAUGUUUUUCCUUUGCAAAGGAAGCAUAAAUGAGCCUCAAGUUUGAUUAAAUCCUCCUUUAAUGUACCUCUUCCAUUUACUUUAUCUUCCAAACACGCUUCCUUUUUUCUUGCUCCCCUGUUUUUGAUACUGUUUAAAGAUGCAGGACACAUCCUGUUUACUGACAGUUCCCUUCCCCAGGUCCCUGACCUGAUAUAUGAAACAGAAAGGUUCAGCCUGCAGAUCUGUUUAACUUCUGCAGUUAUCUAAGUCAGAGCCAAUUGUACACACACACACACACACAUACACACACACUAUCUCUGCAUCUGAAGUAGUGGCUUAAAAGAAAAAGACCCUAUCUCAGUACGGACUGUAUGUAUUACAUAUGGUAUGCAUCAGUAGCUUUUAGCUGAUGCCUGUUAAAAAAAAACUUUACUGUGAAAGUCUGCUCUUUGUCUUUGUUAAUUUUGUAGGUCUUGUCUCCAUAUGUUGUGUGAUUGCAAAAGAAUCUCUACAAAUGAUAAAUUAGCGUUAAACUUAAACUUCUGACAUCAUUUUUGCUGAGAAGAACUUGCCAGAAGGUGCAACAAGGGAGCCAAAAACACACAAGGGAUUUGAGUAUGAUAUCACACAUAUGUAACAUGUAAUAUAACUUCUUUUAGACAGUUUCACUAACGCCACACUAUAGCUAUAUUAAAACCUAUAUUUAGAGUUUCAUAAAUGGACUUCUGUUCUCUCUCAGGAGUAUUCAAAGAGUAAGAAUACUCUUGUUAUGAGAAGAGCUCACGUUUUUCUUCACUUUGCUGGCCUUGUAUCGUGUUAAUAUUAGCUUGCACAUCCAUCCAUUUGAAAAAUACCUGUCAAAAUAAAGCAGCAGUAAGCUUUAAUGCAACAUCUUCCAAUAACACUGGAUCCUACUUUCCCUGUAUUACAACUUUAUUGCAUGUUAGAAAACCUUUCCUAUCACCCAAAUAUCCUGUUUUUUCUAACCUCAAUGACUCCAUCUUUAUUUUUAACGCAAUCUCUCUGAAAUCCUCAAGUGUCAAGCUGAAGCUCAGAAAACCUGCUGGCUUGUUUAAAUUUAAAACUUAUAUGUUGGUCAUUGUGUUUGAUAGUGUUCCAGAUUUAAGGGAAUACAGUGUGCAAGUUGGUCUGCGGCACCUCAAUGAGUCCUCAAACCACCCGAGACUUCAUAUCUCCCGCCUGAUCUGCGGCCCUGAAGGGUCCAAUCUGGUUAUGUUGAAACUAGCAGAGUAAGUCAACAGAUUGUUUUUGAAUUAUCUAUGAGCAUACAGAGGUUUUUAUUUAGUUUCAUUAUGAUUGUGACUUCUUUUGCAGCCCUGCCCCUGUGUCUGAAGGUGCCUCCACCAUUCAUCUCCCCGUCAAAGAGUGUCACAUCCCUGAGGGCACCAACUGCACCAUGUACGGAUGGGGGGAAACCAAAAGUACUGCCGUCUUCCACCCACAUGCCUUGCUCCCUUUUAUUUGAAUCAUCAUUUACACUUAAUAAUGCCUCUGAUAUCUAACAAUGAUAAUAAAUAUCCUUUCUGUUUUCAGAUACAGGACAAAAUGAGGUUCUAAACUCUGUCACCAUGCCCAUGGUGGACAACGACAUGUGCUCACAAAUCAAAGGGGAUGCUGGGGAAAGCCGAAUAUGUGCCGGUGGUAGAAGAGGGAAAGGCGUAUGUGAUGUAAGAAACCCGAUAAAUAUAAAAAAAAUACAUAUAUUUUUCUGUUUUCUCUUCUUUCGUAUUGAAUUAAAGUGAUAUAACCAAAAAAACUCCACAAAAAAGAGUGACAUAUAGUUGAAAAAUAGUCACAUAUAGUUGAAACUCACUCUUGAGAUUUUCUAUAAGCAUUUUAAAAUUUGGUAAAGCAGAAGGUUAGGGCAAUGUUAGGGAUAAUGAAACUGAGACUUCAAGAAUCAAGUUGUACAAUUAAAACAAUAGAUUUAUAGUUAAAAAAAUAAAGUCUUCAGAAAAAAAUAGAUAUAACUGUAUACAGAUAAACUUAAUCAAAACCAGACUGAAGUAAGAAAUAAUAGAAAAAAGGUUGUAAGCUUACAAAAAUGACUUAAACCAAUAAGAUCAAACAUGUAAACUUAAAUUUGGACAUUCACAAGAUUUUACUCAUAAAUUCACAAUAAAGUCGGGAUUUUACAAGGAUUCAUUUUUUUGAUGAGAGCAUUUUAAUCACAAUCCUUGAUUGAUCUACCCGUCCAGUAACAUACAGGUAUAACAUUUAACACCAAAAUGAAGAACGUCAAUCAUCUUGUUAGGUUACCCUCAACAGAAAGUGCGAGCAAAAGUGUCCACAACCUCCCUUUUAGACCUCCUUUUUCAUGAUCAACUCAGUUUCUCGCACAGAGCCCUGAUAUUUAUGAAAAUGUGGUACUGGUGUACGAGAAGAUUGAGCAUUAAGUUAUUUAUAAGUCUCGUGAAGUCAUAAGCAUAACUUCAUGAGAUGCUCCCUGGUCAUUUAGUGCAGGCACCUGGCUGCUCUUAUAGUUUUUCCCUUCAGGAUAACAUAUUGCUCAACUACGGUCUAAAAUUAUGACUUAACUCUCACAAAUUUACAUCUUUAUCCUCAUCACAACUUUGUUCUUGUAAUAUCACGACUGUAUUCUCAUAAACUUGUCUCUUUGUUCUUGUAAAUUUACAACUUAUUUCUGGAGAAUUACAAGUCUCUUCUCGUAAAGUUGGGACUUUGUUCUCAUAAGUUUACAACUUUAUGGUUUUAGAUUUAUGUUUUUAUUCUGGAAACCCCUGUGUUUUUCUCCUAUAAAACUCCAUUGUGAAUUGGAUUAGUUUCAAUAUUUAGAACAUGGUAUUUGCAUUUGUCAGCUUUAUGUCCCUCUGAUGUAUUCAUUCUUCCUCUCCUCUUCCAGAAAGACUAUGGAGGUCCUUUGGUCUGUCAAGAACAUGAGCGCAAAGUAAUCAUUGGUGUGAGCAUCCAAAGGACGAAGUGCGCGUCAUCGCAGCCUGCGCUUUUUGUGAACGUUGCUUUCUACUCUGAGUGGAUUUACAAAGUGUUCCGGCUUUAUCCCAAUUCUGAGAGGAACUGA